UCUUUUAUUACGUGUUAAUAUAUAUUAAGACGACCAACAUACGGAGAGAUGAAAUUUGUGGAAGUCGUUGAAAAACAAAGAGAAAUGCCAACAUUUCCUCAAUCAUUUCCAAUGAACGGUGGUGAUGGUCCGCACAGUUACAUCCACAAUUCCUCUUAUCAAAAAGUGGCGAUAGAUGGCGCUAAAGAAAGGACAAGGGAAGCAAUCUUAGAAAAACUCGAUCUUGAACUCCUAAACCGUAACUCUGAAUCAAGUAUCUUGAGAAUUGCUGAUUUUGGUUGUUCCAUUGGACCUAACACGUUCGAUGUUGUCCAAAAUAUCAUAGAUACGGAAUCUCCGGCAUUGAAUAAGAGCUAUAUUCAGUGUAAUAAUUUAGUUGAUGAAGUGACUAAGGCUUACAAGAUUCAGUUCAAAAAAGACAUAGGAGGUUUUCUUGAGGCAAGGGCGGAAGAGCUUGUCUCGGGCGGAUUGAUGAUCCUAUCAGGACAAUGCUUGCCCGAUGGUAUCCCAAAGGCUUUGACAUGGCAAGGUGUUGUGAUCGAUAUGAUUGGAGAUUGUCUUAUGGAUAUGGCUAAAUUGGGAAUAACGAGCAAGGAAAAGAUCGAACUGUUCAGUUUACCCACAUAUAUCCCGCAUAUUAGUGAAUUCAAGGCAAACAUUGAGCAAAAUGAAAACUUUACGAUCGAGACAAUGGAGGAGAUAAGUCAUCCUAUGGAUUAUAUGCCAUUAACCAACGACUUCAUCACUUCCAUGUUUCGAGCCAUUCUCAAUACGAUUAUUGAAAAACACUUUGGAGACGGUGUGGUCGAUGAACUAUUCGAUCGACUUGCUAAGAAGCUCGACAAGUACCCGAUUAAUUUCAGAAGGUGUAAAAAGUAUGUGAACUAUUUUAUUGUGCUUAAAAGAAAAUAAAAAUGGAGAUAAUGAGUAAUGACAACUAGUUAUGUCAUUAUUUAUGUUGUGUAGUUAUCAUAAUAAUAAUGUACAAAUCAUGUAAUGUGUGUGCGUGUGUGAAGUGUGUUUCGAUUCAAUAAAAAAAAUGGUCACUU
Molecule: messenger RNA, 1049 nt
Organism: Arabidopsis arenosa
Lineage: Eukaryota; Viridiplantae; Streptophyta; Magnoliopsida; Brassicales; Brassicaceae
Source: the annotation of a GenBank genome assembly